GAUUGAGGGGGAGGGAGGGUGAAAGAGGGAGGGAAAAGAAAAAGUUUGUAGCUGGUGGUCUGGAAAAAAGCGUGUCCAGAACACAAGGCAGACUGCAAGCAGCCGAGGAUUUAGCCCGCUUCUCAUCUUGCUUUCCCCAGUGUCGGUACUCUUUUUUGGGGACGUUGAAGACGCACAGCCCAUGGUCUACCUCCUCGCCGAGAAAUAAAGUUAGUCGUGCGGAAUGUCAAGAGGAAAGGACUCGAUCAGUGGAGAGUAACAUGUAGCAGCUCCCCACCGGACUCAUGGGAUCAGAGGCGGUGGAGGACUGUGUCCAGGGGGCGCUCUCCUCUCUCUACCCCCCCUUCGAGAGCACCGCCCCUCCUCUUCUCUCACAGGUAUUCUCGGUGCUGGAGUCCACCUACCAGCAUGACAGCCUCCGCUACCUGCUGGACUACUUCGUCCCCGCCAAACACCUGCUGUACAAACUGCAGCAGCACGCCUGCUCCCAGUACCUGGGCUGCCUGUUCCUGCACUCGGGUUGGCCGCUGUGUCUCGGGGAGAAGGUGGUGGUGCAGCUGUCCACCCUGGACUGGAGGCUCCUGCGCAGCACCGACUUCUACCUGCAGGUGGUGCCCUUCUCCACCAGGUGUCCCCGGCUGGCCCUCAAGUGCCUGGCCCCCGGCGGCCGCACGGUGCAGGAGAUCCUGGUGCCCGAGUCGCAGCACCCCCUAGUGUUCACCACCGAGUGGCUGCACAGCGUCAACAGGGAGCGCGGGCACAAGCGUGAGGUGGGCGGUGGGCUGGACACCUGUCUGGUCAGCACCUGCGACGGCGUGGUCCGGCUGCCCUGGAAGGAGGUGGUCUACCCCAAGUUCAUCCACGACCCCACCGAGGACCCGGGCCUCAUGUCCCACGGCGGGGGCUCCGCGCCGGGCCGCCUCCCCAGCGAGGGGGGCAGCAGCGGCGGGGGGCUGGGCGGCUGGGGGGGCUCCUCCUCCGGAGACCCCGACUCCUGGUCCUGGGACGAGGAGGAGGAGGAGCAGGACGACAACAACAACAACAACACCGGCGGCGGCGGCGGCGGGGGAGGAGGGACAACGGCGGGUCGCGACCCCGAGCCAGCGCUCCCCCGACGCAGGCGCAGCGAGGACGGCCUGGGCCGGACCUCCAGGUACCUCCAGACGGACGGGGACUACGUGGAGCUGCUGGAGCCCCGGGGGGGGCCCGACGGGGGGGCCGACGCCCGGCAGGCGCAGCCCUCCUCCUCCUCCUCUUCCUCGCGGUACCUGGAGAUGCACGCCAUCAGCAAGACCAAGACGCUGCCGCUGUGCCGGCGGAGCUACGCCAUCAAGCUGAAGAGGGGGAAGGCCUGGGGCUACGGGAAGGCAGAGGGAUCCGGGAGCUUCCGGAAUGUUAUAGGCGGGAAAAGGGACGUGACGUCGACGCACAGGGGGGACACGUUACCGGCUCAACCCUCGCCCCCCAGAGCCGACGAGCAGGGCGGCGUGGGGCGCUCGUACUCCUCGUCUCUCCACGACUCGGACGACGGCGAGAAGGCCCGGGAGAGCCAGGGAGUUUAUUUCGAGGGUCCGUCCAAGGAGAGGAGGCCCGGCGUGGGCAAGGAGAGGGAAGGAGUCGGCCUCUCGCAGCCGUGCAGGGACGGGGGUAAGGAACACGAGGGCGUCAGUGACACUUUGGCCAGCAAAGGCUCCCAAGGCUUGACCAAUCACAAGCUGUUGCACACGAUUGAGGGCCAAUCAGAUCCCGGGUCCCAGUCGGACUCUGUGUUCGAGGAUGCCGAUAAACCACUGAGCGGGGACAGCGAUUCCACCACGCCCACUUCAGAAGCUCCGGAAUGCGUACUCAAAGCCGGCACGCCGUUGGCCGACCUUCCGGGAAGCGGGGCGAAUGCCACCGUCCCAUUGGUCGACGGAGUUAGCACGAAGAAAUGUCAGUUGAUGGGACAAUCUGGAACGUGUGCGGGUUCUGCCGACCCAAACGCGAGCCAGGAACCGGAGAAGAAUGUAGUGAAGACCGCUGGCAGGGACUUACCUCAAGGUAGAGACGUCAGAGCAGCAGCAGUGCGGGCUCCCAGGAGAAAGAGGAAGGGAAAGGGGGCCCAAAGAAGGGCUCGCUCCGGUGGCCGUGGCAACCAAAAAGCUUCUAAAGCUCUGCCUAAAGCUCCGCCCCCACUUCCCGCCCGCCCUUCCUCCGCCAAACCGCCAAUCACCAAGGACAGCCAAUUAGAGAUAGCAGAGGAGUCUAGUGGACGGGACAAAGAACAAACUUCGUCCAAUCAGGGAGCUGAAGAAACCCAACCAAGGAAAGGCAGCACAGAGACUCAGACCGAAUCUGACUCCAUCAGCCAAUCCGGUACGAGUUUGUCCAACCACGAUGCUUCAGAGUCAGGACCUGAAACCCCUCGUCCCGUCCUAUCAGAGAACCCGUCUGCUGAAGCCCCGCCCCUCCUGAGGGAACUGGACUCUGAUUUGUUACAGUCUGGGAAAUUCAAGCUAUCCGGUACGGUGGACAGGCUUGGCCGGGCUCUGGUCGUCACGGAAACCCACGUUCCUGAGGAGGGCUACAGUGCUGAGGAGAUGGCCAGAGUUCUGUCCUGUUACCACAGAAUCACUCGCCCGGCAGCCAAAGAAAAAGGCCUGACCGUGUUGAUUGACAGCCGCCAGAGCCCGCCCUCCCCUCUCUUCCUGUCGGCUCUUAACCACUUCCAGGUCUUGGUUCCAGGCGGUCUUGGUUCUGUUCUGGUUCUCCUGGAAGAACAACAGGAUGCCACCGCUCUCGAGCUGGAACCACUGGAGGUCCACGCGGUCCAGGGGACCGGGGUCCUCCAGCAGUACGUGGACCGGCAGCAGCUCCUCACGGACAUGGGCGGGGACUUCAGCCACGCCCACGCCGACUGGCUGCUCUUCAGGCUGAGCCUGGAGAGCCUGACAGAGCGGUGUGAGGGCGCCCUCUCACUGCUAGGAGAGGCACUGCGCUCCAUGGACGCUGAACCCAUGCCAGACAAUAUCAAGGCUGUUCCUUUAAGUAUUGAAAAGCACAGAGGACUCAUGAUGGACGUCCUGGCCGACCAAAGACUAACAGAGCUGCAGCAGAGGGGUGGGGCCUGGCUCGCCGGAUUAACCAAUAGCACGUCAGGAUUGGCACAUAAAUCCCCAGACUGCAAAGCUGCCCUCGCUGCGACCUCUGACCUCUAUGAGAGCGUGGACGAUGCCCUUCACCGAUUGGUCCGCAUGUCCAACCAGAGAGGCUGCGACCUGGAGGCUCUCGGACGUCUGGCGGGGCUGGUGGACAAACUGGAGAAGUGUGACCAGGAGAUCAGGGAGGUGCAGUCCCAGCUGGAGGAGUACAAAGACCCGCCCCUGUCCCUCAGCCGGCUGUCCGUCAAGCAGCACAAGUUCAAGAGCUUCAGGGAGACGGCCAACGACGUCCACAGCGAGAGCCUCCAGGUGCUGGGCCGGCUGGAGGUGUGGGCCGACCUGGACUGGUCCGGCCUGCGGGACGUCCAGCUGCUGCUGCCCCCCGUCAGGGAGAGGCUCAUCGACAUGAGUCACCUGCUCUCCCACCGCUGGAGCUGCCUGGACAACACCCAGAGGCUGCUCACCACGCUGACUGAGGCCACCCAGUGGUGUGACGCCGUCUCCUCGGCCUCCCCCUCCUCCUCCCCCCUGGCCUCCCUCCCCCCCAUCCCCCCCUCCCGGUUCCAGGACGCCCGCUCCCUGGCCCUGGAGCUGGGCGGGGGCCCCCUGCUGGACCUGUGGACCCAGACCAUGGAGCGCUACCAGCGGACCGUGGCGCAGGUGAAGCCCCGGCUCCUCCAGGGCCCCGGCCACGCCCAGGGGCCCCAGGCGGGGAAGGGGCCCAAGACCCCCUGGACCAGCAGCCUGUGGGAGCUGAUGGGGCCCGAGGGGGAGGGCGAGGGGGACUGGGGCGGAGGCGGCGGCGCGGACGGGCCCCUGGGGACCCUACAGGCGUGGGGGUCCCUGGCGUCGCUGUUCCGACCGCAGACCUGCUCCACGCUGAAGAUCGCCGAGCCGGCCGGGCCCAGGAAGGAGGGCGGGGGCGGGGCCUCGGGAGGGGCAGGGGGCGGAGCCGGAGGGUUCCUGCAGAACCUGCUGAAUCCGGCCAAGAAGACGGUGGCGGCCGACGCCCCCGUCUUCCAGAAGCCCCCCAGGCGGCGCCACCCCAGCUUCGACCUCCAGGCCCUGCUGGCCCCCCGUCGGUCCACGCCCACCCCCCCCCCGGCCCCGCCCCCGCCCCCCUGCUCCACCCUGGCCCCGCCCUGCCGCGCCUCGCCCAUGUCCUGGCUGGGCCGCCGCGCCGCCCUGGUGGACCCCGUCGUCACGGCGACGCUGGCCGCCACCAUCCCCAUGUGGGGCGACGGCGGCGGCGACGGGAGGGCGACGGGAGACCGAGGGGGAGGCGGAGGAGGAGCGGGGGGAGGCGUGGGAGGAGUCAGAGGCGGAGGUGUGUUGAUCCGAGGCGUGGAGGUCAGCAGCAAGGAGGUGGUGGACCACACGGGGUCGCCACGGCAACACGUGCUGCUGGGACGCAUGGAGCGAGAGAUGGGGGGAGAGAGGGCGGGCGCCUCCACCACCACGCAGAGUAAGCUGUACCUGCUGUGGUGCAGGAUGCUUAGUGCUGAGCGUCAGUACGUGGCCGUGCUGAAGGGGGCGCAAGAGACCUUCCUCCCCCUGCUGGAGCUCCCGGACACCCCCGCCGCCCUGCGGGGAAAGGCCGACGCCCUCUUCCCCUGCUGGGCCGGCCUGAGCAGCUUCCACGCGCAGUACCUGCUCCCGGCCAUGGAGGGCGCCCUGCUGCAGAGCCUGCUGCAGCACGACUGCUUCAGCAAAUACAGUGACCACUUCCUCCAGUACUCCCAUUACAUCCGGACCAAACCAGAACUGGACUCUCCGUUGGUCACACAGGCCUCCGACUUCUUCAAGACGAAGCUGCCCCCAUCCUCCCCCCUCUUCCCCAUGGCGUUCCCCCGCUGUCUCCAUGCCCCGCUGCAGCGUCUGGAGCAGUACUGCCACGCCCUACAGGAGCUGGGGGGCCUCAACCCCGCCUCCGACUCCGCCCUCUCCAUGCUCAGACACGCCCAGCGCCACGGCGAGGACCUCCGCGCCAGCGACCUCAUCGUCGGCUGUCCGGUGUGUGUGUCGGAGCGGGGGGACCUGGUGAGGCAGGGGGAGCUGGUGGUGUGUGGGGGGGCGGGCGCCCGCAGGAAGAAGGGGGGGGUCCGGACGGUCUUCCUCUACCAGAACAUCCUCAUCUUCACCAAGAGGAGGACCUGCAGCGCCGCGCGCACAACUUACACACACAAACACCACAUCAAGAGCUGCGAGAUGGGCCUGACCCAGAGCGUGGGCGAGGACGGCCUGCGGUUCGAGGUGUGGGUCCGCCAGGCGCCGCGGGGCCGCGACGUGCUGACGCUGCAGACCCCCACGCCGGCGCUGCGGGAGGCCUGGGCGCAGGACGUGGCCCGGCUGCUCUGGACGCACGCCAUCAACAACACGGAGCUGUGUCUGAAGGAGUCCCUCUGCAUGGGCAUGUCCAGCAAACUGCUGCUGGACGUCACCGGCCCCCACUGCCCCGAGACCGACUCCAUCAGCACCCUGACCGACAGAGUCCACAGUAGUUGUUCUGACUCGUCCUCGGUGGGGAGCCAGAAGGAGGGGGGGUCUCCCGCCUCUGGGAGGGAGCCCAGAAGGAGCUCUGGGUCCUCCUGCUACACACUGCAGAGUGGCUCACCGUCCACAGCUGUGUAGGAGCCUGGUUCAUCUCAAACCCCAGAACUGGAGUGAAGAUCAUUAUAAAAACAUCUCGCAAUCUCCGGCUGAUAUCUGGACUCCAGCUGGACAUGAAAACAGAGGAGGAAAACAACCAAGCAAAGACACUGCACAACUAUUUCAGUCACUCCCUCUCUUUCCUGUGCAAUUCCUACCUCACAUGCCCUUACAACUCCCUCCCCCCAACCUUUACUCUCCAUAGGAAAAAGAAAACUACUCUCAAAAUUGACUGCUCACAUCCCAAUCCCCCCCCCCCCCCCCCUUAAUAUAAGCUUCACAUUUCACCCCCUGAGGCAGGAAGGAAGGAUGCGAUGCAUUUUAAACAAACCAAAGAGAAGAGGAUCCAAACUGUCCCUUGCCCCAGAAGAGCCCUCUGCGAGCCGCCAUCUUGGAUCUGCCUGUCUCAGUCGCUGGCGGAGACAUUGACACCAGAGGCUCUUCAGAGCCACAGAGAGACCAUUGUCUGCCCCCCGACUCCCCACUAGGCCAAACCACUUGGUCUCUAACACACUGACAGGCUGACUGGCUGGGUCACUGAUAGGCUGACUGACUGGUUCACUGACUGGUAGACUGGCUGGGUCACUGAUAGGCUGACUGACUGGUUCCCUCAAUGGCUGGAAGACUGACUGGUUCACUUACUGGCUGACUGACUGAUAGACUGGCAAGGUUGCUGACUGAAUUACUGACUGGCUGAUUGACUGGUUCACUGACUGGCUGACUGACCUGUAGACUGGCUAACAGACUGACUGGUAUACUGACUGGAUAACUGAGGUGGCUGACUGAAUGGUUCACUGACUGACUGACUGACUGACUGACUGACUGACUGAGUGGUGGUUGGCUGACUGACUGACAAGUUCACUGAUGGACUUGCUGGCUGAAUUGCUGUAGAUAUCCAUCGGAUAGUAACAGGAAAUGAUGCGUGGGUACGCGGAGUGGAGUGUAUUGAGUCAUCGUCGGCCAUUUUGACAACACUGAUGGAGGGGGUUCUGGCUUUUGAAACUUGGCACCCCUCAGUCUCUCUCUCUCUCUCGCUCUCUCUCUCUGUCUCGCUCUCUGUUUAGUGUGUGUGGUAUAGACCAGGUGAGAUUAAAUCUAUGGAAAUGAGAUUGAGGGAGUGUACACAUUAACACACUCAUGUGUGCGCUCACACACAACCACACGCACACAAACACAAAGACAGUCAUGCGUUACGUGGAAUUACACACGCACACACACACACACAAUGCACACUGGCUCACACUAUAGCGGGCAGACAUUCCUAUUGUUGUGAAACAGAGGGGCACUGUUCACACACACACACACACACACACACACACACACACACACACACACACACACGUACACAUACCUAGUCUCUUGCACACACAUACACACUCAUAUGUCCUCUCUCACCCACACACACCCCUCUCCCACAGCGUUGUGAGUCCUUUGUAGAGGCUGGUACAGAUGAGCGGAAAGCUCACAACGACGGGCCGGGCCCUGUUACAGGAAGUGGCCCCUUAAGCCCCGCCCUGAUUCAAUCACCAGGGCCUGUGUUACCGUAACAACCAUCUAUACAUUUUGGGAAUUCUGCAUUUACUUGGGCUAAUGCUGUUCCUCUGUUGUUGUUGUUGUUGUUGUUGUUGUUGUGGUUGUUUGUUGUUUGUGUUUCAAACAACGUUGAACCAAAGAUUCACAGCUCGUAAUAUAGGAAUUGAGGCCUUGGCAUUUUCUGUUAGUUUCUACGAUUUUUACAUGUUAACGGCAUAACAAAAGAAAAUACAAAGCCUAAAGAUGCUUUUUCUAUCGUGACGGACAAUCUUUUUAUACUAAUAAUGAUAUUUAAUGAUAUACCUUUUUGAAUGUGUUUUUAAUGGAAUAAUGUCAUAUACAGGUGAAUCUGCAGUGUUAUUUUGGAUAAUAGCCUCAAUUGAAUGUGUUUUCUAUUAUAAUAACAUGCAUCUCUGUAUUCAAACAAUCUUCCAUUAUUUCUUUUAAUUCUUGAUGUUUCCUUGAACCAACAAAGAAGGAAACAGGUGUUUUUAUGACUUUGGUUUAAAGAUGUUUUUAAAAUAAGGGAAAAUGCAAUGCUCCACCUGGGCUAAACGUGCCUUAGCUAAGCUUAGGGUUGACCUGCAUCUCUAACUCGCGGUGUAUUGUUUGAGCCGCGAGCUUGGAAAUAUACUGCAGGUCAGCCAAACAAACUGGAAAACUGCCUUUAAAGACGAUAGUGGUGUCGAUACCGCACAUAACUUUGUAUUAAGCAUCUCAUCAACGACAGCAGCCUGUCAAUAAUGCUAAGCUCGAAAGGCCUACCUGAGCUACAAAGGCUAGGUUACAAUCCCACACGGCAGGGUGCUCUGAGUCCAAAAGGGUAUUGUGCUUUUUUUAUCCAAGUGAUUUCCCGGCCCAAGCCCUCCUUCUGGGGGUAACUCUGCUUGAAAAUGUACAAAAAGAGUGAAAAACAGAAAGUAGAAAGAAAGGAAUUGCAAAUGACUAUUGAGCUGUACUGAAUCAAUAUGUAAUUUUCAGGCUCGAAGACGUCCGCUCAAUUCCUAGCCUAUAGGUGUUUGGUGCGUUGUGUUUAUAUCGAAUACAACGUAAUGAAUGCCAUAUUUCAUUCUCCUUGCCGUAUAUAGAUUUUACAAACAUAUAUAUAUAUAUAUAUCGUUAUACUCAUAGUUUCCAGAGCCGACGUACCACUGCAGUGUUUGUGUACAUAGAAACUAUAUAUUCUCUUCUGCAUACUCUCUGUGUAACGACCUACUCUCUGCAACGAUGUUUACAUUUUUAGGGGCAAAAGGCAUCGGAAUUUCAGAAUUUGGAAUGUCUGGGAAAAAAAGGAAAAAUAUUCGGCUGGGCUUAUGAUGUACUUGAUGAGGAUUGCUCUCUCAAAUCGAAAUAAAACUGGAUGCCA
Molecule: messenger RNA, 8688 nt
Organism: Gadus chalcogrammus (walleye pollock)
Lineage: Eukaryota; Metazoa; Chordata; Actinopteri; Gadiformes; Gadidae
Gene: arhgef40
Product: Rho guanine nucleotide exchange factor (GEF) 40
Exons: 27
Coding region: 285-5771 (1828 amino acids)
Molecular function (GO): guanyl-nucleotide exchange factor activity
Source: RefSeq, a predicted model, not a curated record